Messenger RNA from Lachancea mirantina, 1548 nucleotides. NCBI's taxonomy places the organism in Eukaryota, Fungi, Ascomycota, Saccharomycetes, Saccharomycetales, Saccharomycetaceae. The record is from the annotation of a GenBank genome assembly.
AUGAGUGAGCAUUCAAAGGAAACCGAGACUAGAGCUCAGUUUAUUGAAGAACCCGAAGCGAGAUUGGGUGGGGCCAAAAAACGGACUUUGAAAAGUGCCAUUAAAGGUGCCACUAGCAAACAGGACGGAUUUGAUGAAGAAACGGUACAAUCGUCACCGCUGUUGACAUCGACACCUCCGACGGUGUCUAAGACUUUAGUGCACUUGUACCCUUAUUUGAUUACGGUAAACAAAGCGCUGAGUGUGAUUACAUGGACGAACGAUGACAUAUGGCCUAGCGUUUUAAUGGUCAUCACUUACAUUUCUGCCGUUCUUUACAUCGACAACUUGCUAAAAUAUUUGGGCCACAUGGCGCUGGUGGGGGUACUGUGGUGUUAUUCGAUGCUAAACGAUUUUGUUGAGGAGUCUGUUAGAGAAUAUCCUACGCUGGACGAUAUCAUACAUAUCAUCACGUGUGUGACUGCGAAGGCUGAGCUAUUGUUGUCACCAAUUGCAAUUUUGAGCGGUAACGAUAUCAAACGGCUUUUGUUUACUACGGUAUUUUUGUCACCGAUUUACAUGAUAUUCACACUUUUCAUUCUACCACCACGGAGGCUGAUUUUGGUUGGUGGUGUUUACAUGCUUACGUAUCAUUCUACGUGGUCCCGUGUGAUGAGACGGUUGUUGUGGAAGUUUAAAGCGGUUAGACUUUUGGCCUUUUAUAUCACGGGUCUGGAUUUGGGCGGUGUCAAUAAAAGUCAUGGCAUUUUUGCCGCUGUUCAGAACAAAGUGAUGAAGAUGUCGUCUGGGAAAAAUGCUACAGAUGACGGUAAACCUAUCAGGUUUACGUAUGUGCUGUACGAAAAUCAGCGGCGGUGGUUAGGUAUUGGCUGGACCUCAAACAUGCUGAGUUACGAGAGGGCCGCGUGGACAGACGAGUUCAUGAAUGAGGCACCACCACCAGAUCAAUUCAAGCUACCGGAAGAAAACAUGGGCCUCUCUUGGAGAUGGAUAGAUCGUACUUGGAGACUAGACAUGACAAAUGACGGUGCCAUUCAACUUUCAAGUAAUCGGCCCAAGACCACCGCACAGCCGAACUCAGAUGACGGAUUUAUAUUUUACGAUAAUACUUGGAAAAAACCUUCGACAGAAGAUUCGUUUUCCAAGUACACAAGAAGGAGGAGAUGGAUUCGCAUUGCAGAACUUAUAAAAACGGAUAUUUUGAAAAUUGACGACAACUUGCCUCUAAGGUCGAGCGCUGACACCUCAGUCCAACACGUAGAGGUCCAAGGCGAUACGAAUGGCACCAGUCGUCUUUCUGGAGAGAGCUCGACGGUUUUGAACAACGUCAGAGAAUUAGAGUCGUACCAAAGAAAAGUAUCCUUCAGCGAUAAGAAGGAUGUGCACAUAAUUGAUCCUCGCGGCAGCCUUGGCGUGGAACAUAUCAAGCAUGAGGUAGAAGACAACGAAACAAAUCCUUUGGUCUUAGAAGAUGCCGUUAUCGAGGACAUAGUCGACAAACAGACUGGCCCAACAACGUCCGGGUAUAGCAGCAAACCCGAGGCGUAA